GUUGGUGUUGAAAGUGUACUUGUGAAUCAUAGACAAUAUUAACUUUUUAAAAUGAAAGACUUCGGUCAGUUCUGGGGCCGAGUGGCGGGUCGGCGAAUUUCCGGUGUCAACACAGAGUUGAAAGAGAUCGGUAACAAUCGAUUAACGAAAGGCGAUUUUGACACAUCGACUUUCGAAUCGAAUCUCGCCGAGUGCGAGGGAUUGAACAAUAAGUUUGAGGACUUUGAGUUCAGUGAGAGGAAAGAUGCGAUUAUCAAUCGAUUAUUCGAGAGGAGAAGACAAGGACAGCUGACCAGGCAACCGAAAUGUCUGUUUAUACUCCUUAUGCUGGGUUUCUUCGCAAUCGGAGCCGGCUGUUUCAUCCUCAUAGCACAUCCCUACGAAUUUCUAUUCAAACAGAAAGUGGUUCUCCAAGAUGGCGGCGAGAUUUUCGAAAUGUGGAAGAAACCGGAAGUGGACCUGUACGUCCGGAUAUUCCUUUUCAACGUGACGAAUGCCGAAGACUACAUGGCGGGCAGGGCCGAGAAGAUCAUCGUGAAAGAAGUGGGGCCGUAUGUUUACAAAGAAGACCUAGAACAUAAGAUAGUAAAGUUCAAUGACAACGGGACGAUAUCCGCCAUCCCCCGCCACCCCCUCACGUGGGUCGAUGAACUCUCGGAGGGGAACAAGGAAGACGAUCUUCUGUAUCUGCCUAACAUAGCUUUACUGAGCAUAGCAGACGUAGUAGCGAAACAGUCCAUGCUAACCCGCUUCGGCCUGAACAACAUCAUAUCCAUCGGGAACAUACAGCCCCUGGUUCAGAUGACAGCUAAAGAGUUCAUGAUGGGGUACAAGUCCAACCUCAUGACGCUGGGCAACACUUUCAUGCCCGGAUGGAUAUACUUUGACAAGCUCGGACUUAUUGAUAGGAUGUACGACUUCGAAGGCGACUACGAGACCAUCUACACCGGCGAGGCCGACGUCCGGGACUCCGGCCUCAUCGACACGUAUCGCGGGUCCAAAGACCUCCCCCAAUGGCAGGGGACCCAUUGCUCUAAUGUGCAAGGGGCGUCAGAUGGCACGAAGUUCAGAGGAGGCGUUACGAGGAACGAGUCACUGCUGUUCUUCAGGAAGAGUUUGUGCCGCGCUGCGCCUUUGGUCCCAGUGGAAGAAGGAGUGAAGAGUGGCCUGAAAGCCUACAUGUACACAUUCCCCGAACAUCUGUUCGACAACGGCAAACAUAUACCAGAAAACCAGUGCUUCUGUAGAAAUGGCCGCUGUCUCCCCGAAGGCCUGAUCGACGUGACGGAGUGCUAUUACGGGUUCCCUAUCGCGCUGUCCUACCCCCACUUCUAUAAGGGGGAUGACGUACUCUUCAAUAAGGUGGAAGGACUCAGUCCCAAUAAGGAGCUGCAUGAGACGAGAUUCUGGAUCCAGCCUGAAUCCGGUCUUCCCCUCGACGUCAGUGCCAAGAUCCAAAUCAAUAUGGCGCUCGGAGACAUCAGCAAAAUCACCAACGCUGACCGCUUCGCCAAUUUAUACCUACCCAUGCUCUGGUUUGAUAUUAGAAUGUACUCUCUCCCGAAGUCCUUAGAAGACCGCUUCAAGAUGUACCUAAACGUUCUCCCAUUAGUAGAACAAGGGGCACUUUACGUUCUCUUCUUAACUGGAUCCCUCCUCAUCCUCCUGACCAUCUACCGGCUCGCCUUCAAGAUCAUGUUCAAGACCUUCGACGGUAAGAAGAAGCAGAAAAACUACAUCAUAGCAGCAAACCAAAGGGACAGAGCUAAACAUCAAAAUAUAUACGCUCCUUGCGAAAUAGCUCUCAACGAUGCAGAAUCAGAUAAUUCAGAUCCACAGUUCGAUGAGGAAAGACGGCCGUCGUUCUUCAAAACACACAGUGACAGAUUGAAAGAACUUAGCUAUAGAUUAGGUGAUAAAGUAUACGAUUCAGUCGGGAGCGUCAAAGACAGGGUCACCGAAAUUAUUCACGUGCAAAAAGUUUUCGAUAAUAGAAAGGAUUCGCUUAUAAAUAAAGAUGAAUCUUUAAGUAAUGAUGGUUUUAAAAGUGAUUCUUCUGGAGAUGAAAGGACGGGUAACUACGAAGCAGUGAGACAGUCUGAUAGCGAAGAUGAUUGUAGGUAUUUAGAAGUUCUAGACGAUGGUAGUGAGUUUGAUGAGCCUGUUAACAGAUUCCGUGUAACGAGAGGGUCACAGUUUAAAGAUUUGGAUGCAAAUGAUGAAGUUAUGGUACAGAUUUCCGAUUAGUUUUCUGACGAAUAGAUG
This is a messenger RNA of Cydia amplana, 2265 nucleotides long. Its product is annotated as scavenger receptor class B member 1-like. The record is from RefSeq and is a predicted model, not a curated record. The coding region runs from base 52 to 2247 and encodes 731 amino acids. The transcript is spliced from 10 exons. Lineage: Eukaryota; Metazoa; Arthropoda; Insecta; Lepidoptera; Tortricidae. Gene Ontology annotation, molecular function: scavenger receptor activity. Gene Ontology annotation, cellular component: membrane; cytoplasm.